Acanthochromis polyacanthus (spiny chromis) is the source of this 4532-nucleotide messenger RNA. RefSeq names its product TEPSIN adaptor related protein complex 4 accessory protein (gene tepsin). Gene Ontology annotation, cellular component: trans-Golgi network membrane. The transcript has 13 exons. NCBI's taxonomy places the organism in Eukaryota, Metazoa, Chordata, Actinopteri, Pomacentridae. The record is from RefSeq and is a predicted model, not a curated record. Bases 86 to 1957 code for a protein of 623 amino acids.
AUUGGCUUGCUGUCAGGUCGAGCCCCGCCCUCCACUCGUAGCCCCAAGAGGAAGAUGAGUAACCCGCAGCUAGGACUGCUAAAUCAUGGCAACAUUUAUGGAACGGUUAGCUUUUCUCCAGAAAGUGCCAACCCUGAUGAAGGCUACAGCAGAUGAUGAAAACCCCUGUCCUGGCUACCUGUUCCAAGAGAUUGGAAAAAUCUCUCACGAAUCUUCAGGGUGUGGUCAGUGUUUGUUGGAGUAUCUGCUGGAGAGGCUUCAAGUGGAGUCCUGUCACGUCAAACUUAAGGUGCUGAAGAUCUUUGUCCAUCUCUGUGGUCAUGGCUCAAAUGAUUUCCUCACAGAACUCAGAAGGAACUCCACCUUCAUCCAGCAAGCAUCAGUUUACAGUGGGCCUCCUGAUCCCAUCCACGGCACAGCGCUGUACCAGAAAGUUAGGAAUACAGCACAGGAAGUAGCCCGGUUACUUUUCACAGAUGCAAUUUCCACCAGGAGUAGCAUCUCUCCGCUCUGCCUUGCUCCUCCAACAAUGGGUAUGGGAUCGGCGUCUUCCCACAGGUCAGGAAUGCAGGGCUUUGGAUACAGUCCAGGGAAGCAGGCGACAGUAGGCAGCGACUCCAUACUGGAUAAGAUCCAGAAAGCUGCCGAAGUAGUGGCCAGCGCUGUCCUCCCCCCGACUGAGCACCAGGGCAUCCGUCUCCAUGACAACAAUUACCGGGCCGUGGUGGCGCCUUCCGCACCCAUAGAGGUGGCCGUGCCGGCGUGUGCCUAUAACCUGCCUGCUUGUGGACCAAAAGCAGUGACCAAGCGGUGUCCAGGGCAGGUAGGAGGCGGCUGGGAGGAGACGGACAGCGGCAACAGCUCCUCUCAUAACUCCUCUCAGGACAUCGCUGCCAACAGCAGGGCUUCUGUGGGCAGCAAGUCAGCUGGAACAGGGAGCCAAUCAGGGGCCAGCAGAGAGAGCAGUGGGGACCUAUCAGAACGGGUGGAAGCCCUGCAGUUGGGGGACUGUGGUCAGGAGACGGCCCUCAUCAACAGACUGACUGAAGGCUCCAGAGUUUUCCUGUCCAGAGAGGAGAGCCAACUCUUCAUCAAAGAGUGCUUCAUUCUUAACUGUGAGGUCGUGGUGGAGCUACUCUCAAGCAAGCUUCAAGAUCCUUCAUAUACCGUUAAGAUGCGUGCUCUGUGCGCGGUCGCGUGCCUCAUGACCUCUGACCUCCUCUCUUUGGAACAAAUGUUCGGAGCUACACAGCGUAGACUUCGCCAGCUGAGCGACGGGCCUCCAGGACCCGUGGCAAACAAAGCCACCAAGAUCUUGCGACAAUUUGAGGCUCUGAUGGGCGGACCUUCAGCUUCUAGCAGGCAGAACAGUAACCAUCAGCCAGCGAUUAAUCACACAUCUACAUACUCUGACAGUUUAGUACCAAAACACUCGGCGGAAAACCUUCAACUUUAUCAGCCUGACAGCUCGCCUGCAGAUGUCCCCUCACUGCCAAUUAAUCCAUCUUCCCCUUCUGGUCUGGACCAGAGCGACUCCACAGGGGAGCUGAUGGAAGACGGUAACGAGGAGCGAGAAUUAGUGGAAAAUCAGAUGCAGCCAGUCAGGACUGCUGAGGUUAAACCGACUGCAGGAGCUCCACGGGUUAUCAGAGACAAAAGCCCCCCUCCUUCAUGUGAGGCUCAGAGCGAUGCCGCCCAUCGCAGCAGACUGUCCCUGUUCAGAGGCAUGGAGCUGGUGACCAAAGGGAGGCCACUGCUCGAAAGAGAAACCUCCCAAACAGAGUUGGACAAAACAGAAGAGAACUUAAAGGAAAACCAAACUGUGCAGGAGUCUGACUGCUCAGUGAACUCCUCUCCGACUUGCAUAGAAACCGCCGAGGAUGCUCCCUCAGUUUGUAAUUCCGUUGCGUCUAGUAGCAGUCAGACAGUUUCCGCUUUCUCGUUUCUUAACUUUUGACCGCUGACCAACCUUUUAGAGCUGCAACUUUAAACCAAUGAUGUCAUCACGUGUAUCCUCUGAGAAGUCUGUUUAACUUUAAACCAAGAUCCGACCUGUCGGGUUGUAACUAAGUUCUGUUUGGUUUUCUCUUAUCUGUGUGCCUCCUCAGAAGCUGGUUUUUAGCAGCCAAGUGGUCACGAGAAGGAGAUUUAGGACUCAUUUCAGCUACAUGAGAGCAGUCCACAGUCGGUAUGAGAAGCUCUGAAACUGUCAUUUAACAGUUGAUAGUUGGCUGAGGUUUCAUUUCUCAACAGUAUUUAACUCGUAUGGUUGUCUUGAACUAGAGGUUAUUAUUCUGCCUUACAAAGUCAGAGAACAGUAACUACAGGAGCAGUGAGAAAAAUGGCUUGAAAGGUUUUAUCCAAAACUGUACCCAUCAUGGUGUAAAACGUCCAUUUUAAGCUUUUCAAGGUGAUUAAUCGUCACUGGCUUUGCACAAAGUCUAAAAACCAGUUAACCCUCCUGUGUCCUCAUGAGCCCAAAAACAUAUUGUUUCCUUGUCUGGAAAAAAUCCAAAAAUUCAGCAAAAAAAAAUCCCCAAAUUUUUGAAAAUUUGCAAAACCUUCAAGAACAAAAUUCCAGUAAUUGCUUAAAAGUUUCCCUUAAUAUUUUUUUUUAAAUCUCCCAAAUUUGGCAAGAAAAUUCUCGUAAAUAUAUUUUUUUAAAUUAGUAAAAAUCUUCCAAAAAAAUCCUAAAAAUAUCUGAAGUGUUUACAUAUAAGUAAAACUUCUGAUAUUUUCUUUAAGAAUAUUCACAAAAAAAAUCAAACAAAAUCCAGUGAAAUUCGCUGGAUUUUGGUUGUUUUUUGUUUUUUUUUUUGUGAAUGUUCUUAAGAAGCAUUUUUAACAUUUUUUUUCUGCCAAAAAAUGUUCAGAGAUUUCCUCAAAAAUGUUUAAAAUGUGGACAUCAGAAGUUUCACUGUGAAAAUAGAUUUUCCCCCCCCCACAUUUUCAAACUUUAAACCGCAUCAAUUUUGACCCGCAGGACAACGCAAGGGUUAAUGACUAUCUUUUAUUUAAAGAAUUCAAAUAAAAUAUGGUGUCUGAGAAAAAUCGGAACAAAAAAACAAUUUUAUUGUAGUCAGAGGCGGCUAGUUCAUCUCUUGCAACUGUUGCAUUAUUGGCAAACCUGUUUACUGAAAUGUUGGAGCCAGUAGUGUGUUGUAAUUCAGUACACUUACUAAAGUACUGUUUUUGACCGCAGUCUUUUCAUGACAGCAUUUAUCUGAUCUUACCUUGCAGUAACUGAACAUAUGCAGAGAUUAUGAAAUGAUCUUGUUUUUUUUUCCUUAAGCUACCCAACAGGUUUUACAAGUACAGCUAAAGUGAAACUAUUAGUCGAUUGAUCAACUAGUCACUAUUUUUACAAAUGAAAUCAUAAGUUUAUUAAUGGAGAAAAUAAUUAGAACAUAAAUGAAUCAUGAAAAUAAUCAAUAGUUGCAGGAAUGUAAGAAAAAAAUAAGUUCCAAAUGAGCUCCACUGUAAAAUUCUGCUUUGCCAUUCGUGCAUAUUAAGAUAAUUUGAUUAUAUAAUGUGUGAAAACAGUUACAGGGGUUUUUCCUGCAUCGAGCACUUUUUCUUUUAAUAUUUUAAGUACAUUUUGCAAUAAUACUUUUAAACUUUUACCCAGUUUUCAGUGCAGAACUUUGAUUUAACAAUGUAAACAAUGUGAGUUCCUGGUCGGAGCAUCAAAGUAGAAGUAACAGGAAAAAGUGGGUAAAUUUUCUUGAGCUGAGGCCUUUUCUCCAGCUAGUUGUAACUAGCAGUUGUAGGAUUGUUCAAAUGUUUAUUUAUUCUUUUAACUCACAAAAAUGACACACCUCUAUGGCACAUUCAUGUCUAUAUUGUAAGUAAAACGUCGGCUGCAUGUCUGAUCUCAUUAUCAAACGCGUAGUUGCUGCGUUUCGGCUUUGUAAGGCAGCACUGAAGGUCGCUUUAUCUCAGGAUUUCUUUUAAGUAACAACUUACACCUCUGCAGCACGUCCUGAACCUCUGAGGGAAGAGACCCUCGAUUUGUAAUUUUGCACUACAGUUGCUUUUCUUAUGGAGUCAAACCUAAAAAUGAGAGUCGUCUUCCGUUAUUUUUGGUACUAAGCUAUUAUGUCAGUGUAAAUGUGGAGUCUUACUUUACAAAUUAUUUAUUAAGUCUAACCUGUGUUGAUUGAAAUGUACCCAUGAGAGUGGUUGUAGAGUGCAUGAAUAAAAACUGAUGGGGGGGGUGAAUGCAGGAAUUAAUUAUUGAGAUACUCUGUGUGCAUAAUUAAUGUAAUAACUGUGUGUGAUAAAACAUCUGCAACUUAUAAGUGGUUUCUCAAGUCAUCAAAGGGUAUUGCCUUCGGUGUUUCUUUGGUUACGUACUGCACUGCAGUGUUGACUACUGAAUAAAAUACAAACUACACACCCAAAUGGUAAUCCACCCUGCUGGUACUAUAAUGAACACCACUAAUGUAUUUUGUUUCAGUGAACACAAGCCAUGCUGUUCAACACGCUGAAAAACAAUAAAACAUGCUGUAUUUUUGUAACAGCACCGACUA